Molecule: messenger RNA, 3733 nt
Organism: Eruca vesicaria subsp. sativa (arugula)
Lineage: Eukaryota; Viridiplantae; Streptophyta; Magnoliopsida; Brassicales; Brassicaceae
Source: the annotation of a GenBank genome assembly
GUAGGAAAAAGUUUAGAAAUAAAAAACAAAUGACACUAGAAAUUAGAAAGAAAUGAAUAAUCGCAUUUUAUCGUACUCUCGUCGCAAAGCAGGUAGACAAGUCUCCUCGUCAUAAUAGAAAGAAACAAUAAGGAAGGCCACCAAAUCUUCGCCCUCUCUGAUCAAGUUUCAACUUGCAACUGUCGCCUCUUUCAGUUUUCCGGCGAGAUCGCUCCUCCUUACUCCGCCGGUGUUCAGAUCGAGCUCUUCUGAUUUCCAGCGAUUUUCACUCCUGAACCCUAAUUUCCGCCGCGCAGACAACAGUUCCCACGUUUGGAGCUUCCUCUCUUGCUCUAUUUGAGCUACAACUAGUCAAUAUACUUUCUUUUGGCUGUGGCCUGAACAAUAGAGGAAGAUGUUUGGCUCAUCUAAUCCUUUUGGACAGUCAUCUGGUACCAGCCCGUUUGGGUCCCAAUCCCAAUCUAUGUUUGGUCAGACCAGUAACACAAGUAGUAGUAAUCCUUUUGCUCCAGCAACACCGUUCGGGGCGUCUGCGCCUUUUGGUGCACAGACUGGGGGUUCGAUAUUUGGUGGCACUUCAACCGGUGUUUUUGGUGCACCUCAAGCUUCCUCUCCGUUUGGCUCCACCCCAACUUUUGGAGCUUCUUCGUCACCGGCGUUUGGGAAUUCCACUCCGGCCUUUGGCGCAUCUCCAGCAUCUUCUCCUUUUGGUGGGUCUUCUGCUUUUGGGCAGAAACCUCUGGGAUUCUCAACGCCUCAGUCAAAUCCUUUUGGAAGCACAGCGCAGCAAUCGCAACCUGCAUUUGGGAACAGCAAUUUUGGUUCAUCCACACCUUUUGGUGCCACGAGCACGCCUGCCUUUGGGGCUACAAGCACGCCUGCCUUUGGGGCUACAAGCACACCUGCCUUUGGUGCAUCAAGCACGCCUGCCUUUGGUGCCACAAGCACGCCUGCCUUUGGCGCCACAAACCAACCUGCCUUCGGCGCCACAAACACACCUGCCUUCGGCGCCACAAACACACCUGCAUUUGGAGUUUCACCGACUCCAGCCUUUGGUGGCACUGGUACCACGUUUGGCAACACUGGCUUUGGAGCUUCUAGUACCCCUGCUUUUGGUGCAUCAGGCGCUCCUGCCUUUGGUUCAUCAAGUACUCCUGCCUUUGGGCAAUCCAGUUCUCCUGCCUUUGGAGCAUCUAGUACUCCUACUUUUGGUGCAUCAAACACCACAUCCUUCAGUUUUGGCUCCUCUCCAGCUUUUGGCCAAUCCACAUCAGCGUUUGGCAGCAGUGCAUUUGGGUCUACACCUUCUCCCUUUGGAGCCCAAGGUGCGCAGGCCUCAACCCCAACAUUUGGGAAUUCUGGUUUUGGUCAAUCACCUUUCGGUGGUCAACAACAACAAGGGGGCAGUCGAGCCGUGCCUUAUGCACCAACAGCUGAGACAGAGACAGGCAGUGGUGCGCCUGCUGGAAAGUUAGAAUCUAUUUCUGCCAUGCAGGCAUACAAAGAUAAAAGCCAUGAGGAGUUAAGGUGGGAAGACUACCAGCGAGGAGAUAAAGGUGGACCGCUUCCUGCUGGCCAGUCUGCUGGAAAUACUGGAUUUGGUGCAUCAACUGCUCAGCCAAAUCCUUUUUCUCCAUCACCGGCGUUUGGUCAGACACCAGCAAAUCCAACAAACCCUUUUGCAAGCUCAACGUCUACUAAUCCUUUUGCCCCUCAAACUCCAACGAUUGCCAGUUCAGGUUUUGGAACGGCUACCUCAAAUUUUGGUUCCUCGCCCUUUGGUGUAACUUCGUCGUCCAAUCUUUUUGGGUCAACCUCAUCAACUACCACAUCCGUCUUUGGAUCAUCCUCCGCUUUUGGAACAACGACCUCAUCACCGUUAUUUGGUUCGUCUAGCACUCCUGGAUUUGGUUCUUCUCCAUCAAUAUUUGGUUCAACUUCUGCUCAGGGGGCAGCGCCUACAUUUGGGAACACUCAGUCAUCUAAUCUGUUCAGCUCAAACCCCUCGAUCGGUCAGACUGGUUCUGCAUUUGGACAGACUGGUUCUGCAUUUGGACAGACUGGUUCUGCAUUUGGGCAAACUGGUUCUGCCUUUGGACAGACUGGUUCUGCCUUUGGACAGUUCGGACAGAGUAGUGCUCCUGCAUUUGGCCAAACUAACAUCUUCAGUAAACCUUCCACUGGAUUUGGCAACUUGUUUUCAAGUUCUUCAACAUUAACUACGUCCAGCUCUCCCUUUGGACAAACAAUGGCUGCUGGUAUGACACCUUUCCAAUCAUCUCAGCCAGGUCAAGCGUCAAAUGGCUUUGGUUUCAACAACUUCGGUCAAACACAAGCAGCUAAUGCUACUGGAAAUGCUGGUGGACUGGGGUUUUUUGGUCAAGGAAAUUUCGGGCAAACGUCUGCUCCGCCUAGCUCUGUUGUUUUGCAACCAGUUGCUGUUACAAAUCCAUUUGGAACACUUCCUGCUAUGCCUCAGAUCUCAAUAAACCAAAGUGGAACUUCACCUUCAAUUCAAUAUGGAAUCUCCAGCAUGCCUGUUGUUGACAAACCUGUUCCUGUUAGAAUAUCAUCUCUCCUUACUUCUCGACACCUUUUACAAAAGCGGACCAGGUUGCCGGCAAGAAAGUACCGUCCUGGCGACAAUGGUCCGAAGGUUCCAUUUUUCACUGAUGACGAGGAGAACUCCUCAAGUACACCAAAGGCAGAUGCUCUUUUCAUUCCGAGGGAGAACCCUAGAGCUCUAGUUAUACGCCCAGUUCAACAGUGGUCUUCAAGGGUCAAAUCUACAAUUCCAAGGGACCGCCCGACUGCUCCACUAUUUGAAAAUGGGAAGAGUCCAGAAAUAGCUACUGAUGCGGCAAACCAUGACAAAAAUGACAACGGAGAAUCUGGUUCUACUGAAGAAAGAACUCACCCAUUUGUCAAUGGAGAUACGAAACCAAACGGCUCAACAAGCACAGAGCAUGCUGGAAUGAAAGACCGUCCCUCCAGAACACUAGGUGGACACCAAGCCGGAGAAGCCUCAACUGUUAACGAGAACGGUGCAGAUAUCGAGACGCUAUUGCCGAAGCUACACCAAUCCGAUUAUUUCACCGAACCAAGUAUCCGAGAACUAGCGGCUAAGGAAAGAGCGGAUCCUGGUUACUGCAGGCGGGUUAAAGACUUUGUGGUGGGAAGACAUGGUUAUGGGAGCAUAAAGUUCAUGGGAGAGACUGAUGUUCGUAAGCUAGACUUAGAAUCUCUGGUUCAGUUCAAUAACCGAGAAGUGAUUGUAUACCUGGACGAGAGCAAGAAACCGGCGGUUGGACAAGGGCUGAAUAAACCGGCGGAGGUGACGUUACUUAAUAUAAAAUGUAUUGAUAAGAAAACAGGGAAACAGUUUACUGAAGGAGAGAGAGUGGAGAAGUAUAAGAUGAUGCUUAAGAGGAAAGCUGAAGCACAAGGAGCUGAGUUUGUAUCUUUUGAUCCUGUUAAAGGCGAGUGGAAGUUUAGGGUCGAUCAUUUUAGUUCCUAUAGGCUCGAUGAUGAAGACGAAGAUGAAGCUUAAAGUCUCAUCUCAGUGUUAAUUCUGUUUGAAUGUUGGAGUUGUGCAGUAAGAAAUAGUACCCAUCUCUAUCUGUUGUGUGUGUCUUCUAAACCGUUCUUACAGACUUCGUUAUAUGUAGUUUAUCCUCUUGUUGAAUUUGUGUAUUUGGUAUCUCUUACUUUAUGUGAAACGAUAGUCUUUUUA